GCCUCCCUGUCAGAUCGCGGCCUGUUCUCGCGAGAGCCAGUCCGAGCCUGGUCCAAGAUGGCGGAGGCCGAGGUCGGCAAGAAGGUGGAGCGGUGCGUGGCGGAUGCGGUGGUGAAAUUAGGUGUUGGUCUUGGCUUAGGAAUUGUAUUUUCUGUUGUUGCUUUCAAACGGCGUCUAUGGCCUAUUACUUUUGGUGCAGGAAUGGGCUUGGGAAUGGCGUAUGCUAACUGUCAACAUGAUUUCCAGUCCCCAUACCUUCUUCAUGGAAAGUUUGUCAAAGAUGAAUCAGCAUAGUAUUAUUUUCUCAGACUGUACUUGCUGUUGCCCGUGGAUCAAUUCUGCCUGUGUGCUUGCAAUAGGAAUUCUUAUUGCUGUGCUGUAUUUAAUUUUACCUAUCAAACUUGUACACUAGCAUUGUCAUUAAUAAAGAGUUAACAUUU
Molecule: messenger RNA, 440 nt
Organism: Pristis pectinata (smalltooth sawfish)
Lineage: Eukaryota; Metazoa; Chordata; Chondrichthyes; Rhinopristiformes; Pristidae
Gene: micos10
Product: mitochondrial contact site and cristae organizing system subunit 10
Exons: 4
Coding region: 58-294 (78 amino acids)
Cellular component (GO): mitochondrial inner membrane; MICOS complex; mitochondrion
Source: RefSeq, a predicted model, not a curated record